Asterias rubens (European starfish) is the source of this 1322-nucleotide messenger RNA. RefSeq lists its product as uncharacterized. Bases 224 to 682 code for a protein of 152 amino acids. The transcript is spliced from 3 exons. The record is from RefSeq and is a predicted model, not a curated record. NCBI's taxonomy places the organism in Eukaryota, Metazoa, Echinodermata, Asteroidea, Forcipulatida, Asteriidae.
ACCCUCAUGCUUGACCGCUCCUCCCUAGUGUCUUGGGAGUUAUUCCGAUGAUGACACGGAGGGGCGUCGUAUACCUUUAUCUCGAGGUAGACCUACGCACUGGACAAAAUCAUCCACAAAAAUAAAAUACUAUCCAGUUUAUUAUCAAAAACUCGUGAGGAAGUAUACCGCCGAUCGGGACAAUUUGUGGAAACUUCACUUACGUAGGAGGAUUGCAGGCAACAUGGGAAAGGGAAAGGUUCUAUUCGAAAGUAAAAUGGCUCAAUUAUUCAUGACAUGUCUUUUACUGGCUGGUGUUGCUGCCACAGCAUCCUUCAACUGCUAUGAUUGCGCAUCAUUAUUGAGUCUAAACUUCAGGUGCGAAACUGGACCCGAUAACACCACAUCGACAACAUGCAGGACAUUUUGCUAUACUGAUGUGCUUACUCAAGCAGGGGUUCGUUCAUUCAUGAAACGAGGUUGUACUACGGAGCUAGAGUGUACUGAAGGUUCAACCUGCCGGGAGUUGUCUCGCACUGGAUCCUGUCGCUCAUGCUGCCAGUCAGAACUCUGCAAUGCCGACUACCCAGAUGAUCUGAGCUAUAAGUCAACAUGGGUGCCAUCUGACCUUAAGAACAGUGCAGCAAACACGCUAGCAAGAAUCACUUUGGUAGCUUUUAGUUGUAUGGUAUCAUUGGUUUAGCAAACUUCCCUUUGUAUUGCGUUUAGAGCAGAGCUUUGCUCUUUUUGAAGGUCGUCUAGAUGUAUCCGCCAUUGAACACUGCAUCACUUAUUAAUGCUAUAAUUUUAGUUUAAAUAGUAUGAUAUCGAUGUUAUGUCACAGGAUUGAAAACCAACAAUUGAAAAACCUUACUUAAAACCCCUAAUACAAAAAUCAUUCUGCCUUGUGAUUGGUUUAGAGCACGUCACAUGAUAUCAAGUUGUUUGGCAUUGUUUGCUUGCAGAGUUUUGAUGAGUGGAACAUGAAUAAACAAUUAACUAAGGUUUAAAAAAUUAGUUUCCAUGUUAUUUACAAUUAAUUUGAAAAUAAGCCCGACCCGAGAGGGCGCUGUUCGUGACGCUGUUCUUUGAGUAGAGAGUCAAUGAUGAUGACCUUUAGUGAGUAACAUCUAUUAGACCUUUACCAUCGAUUAGACCUUUCGAGUGAGUAAUAAUGAGUGUAGGUUGAGCAGCUCAAAUUUUGUGUAUCUCAACAUUAUGCAUAAAAUAACAAACCUGUGAAAAUGUGCGCUCAAUAGUUCGUCGAAGUUACAACAGCAAGAUAAUAAUGAAACGAAAACACAACAUUGUCACACGAAGUUGUGUGCUUUCAGUUGCUUGAU